Oncorhynchus mykiss (rainbow trout) is the source of this 3382-nucleotide messenger RNA. The record is from RefSeq and is a predicted model, not a curated record. NCBI's taxonomy places the organism in Eukaryota, Metazoa, Chordata, Actinopteri, Salmoniformes, Salmonidae.
GUGAAUGACAGUUCCGAUGCGUAUUUUACACGUGCCUUCAUGCAACAACAAGCAACAUCAAGACGAAUUGAUAGUUAAAUUGAUAUUCUAUGCCCCAAUUCCUCGGUAGCUUUGAGUUUUAAUAAGAGAUAGUGAAUUGCUUUUUUUUUUUUUUAAUUGGAGGACUGCGACAACAUUUAUAAUAGAAAAGUAAUAUUGUGUUACUUUCUUUGCAAGCUAGCCUAGCUUGGUAGAAAUUGAUUGCAGUGUCUUUCAGUGCUAAACCACACUUGGUUUGUUGGCGUGAGUUUACCAGCAUCUCUGUCUGUUUGUUGUCGUGACAAGAGGAGUGCCAACGCCUUUUUCUGUCUUUCUGCCUGGGCGAAAAUUAUCUUGAAAGCACCCCCCCCCCCAACAACUUAUGAACGGUAGCUGCCAUUCAAACCAGAUCUUGAAGAAACCUCAAGUAAGUGGUUAAAAAUGGGUUGCACGAUCAGCCAAGAGGACAAAGCGGCGAUGGAAAGGAGUAAAAUGAUUGAUCGGAACCUACGAGAAGACAGAGACAAAGCGUCCAGGGAAGUGAAACUUCUGCUACUUGGUGCUGGGGAGUCUGGGAAAAGUACAAUAGUGAAGCAGAUGAAGAUCAUCCAUGAGGCCGGCUACUCUGAGGAGGAGUGUAAACAGUACAGAGUGGUGGUGUACAGCAACACAAUCCAGUCUAUCAUCGCCAUCAUCAGAGCCAUGGGACGCCUAAAGAUAGACUUUGGGGACGCCACACGAGCGGACGAUGCCCGUCAGCUGUUUGUAUUGGCUGGUACAACGGCAGAGGGUGUGAUCUCAUCAGAUCUGACCGGCGUGAUACGGAGACUGUGGACGGACAGCGGUGUCCAGACCUGCUUCCUGCGCUCCAGAGAGUACCAGCUCAACGACUCUGCCUCCUAUUAUCUGAAUGACCUGGACCGUAUCACCCAACAGAGUUAUGUCCCCACCCAGCAAGACGUGCUGAGGACCAGAGUCAAGACUACUGGCAUCGUGGAGACACACUUUACCUUCAAAGAGCUCUACUUCAAAAUGUUUGACGUGGGCGGCCAGCGGUCGGAGAGGAAGAAGUGGAUCCACUGCUUUGAGGGAGUGACCUCCAUUAUCUUCUGUGUGGCGCUCAGCGACUAUGACCUGGUUUUGGCAGAGGACGAAGAGAUGAACCGUAUGCAUGAGAGCAUGAAGCUAUUUGACUCCAUCUGCAACAACAAGUGGUUCACAGACACCUCCGUUAUCCUCUUCCUCAACAAGAAGGAUCUGUUUGAGGAGAAGAUCGGCAGGAGUCCACUCACCAUCUGUUACCCCGAGUACGCAGGUGCCAGUACAUAUGAGGAGGCAGCAGCCUAUAUCCAGUGUCAGUUUGAGGAUCUCAACAGGAGGAAGGGCACUAAAGAGAUCUACACUCACUUCACAUGCGCCACCGACACCAAGAACGUUCAGUUCGUGUUUGACGCCGUCACAGACGUCAUCAUCAAGAUCAACCUCAAGGAGUGUGGACUCUACUGAGGUGACAGGGAUCUUCAAGUCAGUGACCUUUUGAUCUUUCUAGGUGUCUGGUGAGCCUCAUGGGAGGGGAUGAUGACUUGGGAUGUUUGCAUUAGAUGAUCGUAGAAGAUUCUAGAAAGUAGAACCGGAGACUGAGACUGUUCGUUACCACACUGCAUGCAGCACCUGAUGAAUGCUGCAUUUUGGGAUUUGGUUCCUGUUUUUCUUUUUCUCCGAGAGGAUUUUCCUCCAUGUUCAACACUCUGAUGCACACCGAGGAGCAGGACAGAACUGAACUGUGGAUAAAACCUUCACUAGUGAAACACUCCCUGUGACGUCUAUGGGAACUGCCAAGUCCGACUACAGAGCACUUCUGUUUUUAGUUCCAGAUCAUGUAUAUGGAGUGAAGUGAUGUUUUUAUGACAUUUAGUUGGUGAUUAACCAACAAAUCCCACAGAUAAUCCUUGGCUAGUUCCCAAAUGGCAACCUAAUUCCUUAUGUAGUGCACUAUUUCUGACCAUCCCUACUCUCCAUUCCAGUGCUCACAUCUAUAGAUUGACACACUACUGGUAUAUAUGAAACAAAAAGGACCCAAUCAUCAAGCUGAAUAUCUCUCAUCGUAAUAUUUCACGAUUCGUUAUGUUUAAUUUUUUCAACAAUCUGUUGCAUUCGUUCACUGAGUCAUAUGCCUCAUUUCAUUUCCCAUUUAAAAAAACACAUGUAUUUUAUAGCAUGUUAUUUGUAUAAAGUAGUUGAAAUAGUUUAUUUUUCAUUUUGGUAUUUCUUUAGAUUAUCUGAUAGAAAUAAAUGCAAUCUAUGAGUAUGGUUAAUGGUCUGAAGUUGACGUAUGGAUCAGGAAUUCAUGUGAUAGAUUUGACCUGCACCUACUUUAACUCUUCACAGUUUUUAGAUUUUAAUCAGCCAUCUUUUCAUGAAUUCAAUAGUCUUGUGUAGACUUUAACAUGAGGUUUCACUUAGGCUACAAUCCUUAUUUCUGAUUCUUAAAAAUAAAAUAAAAAAUGUAGAAAAUGGACCACUUUGUAUUGAACAAUAUUUGUAUAUUUAGGACUCUUGUUCACUACCGCACAUUAUUGUACAUGUAUAUAUCAUUGUCAAGUGAGAUUAAUAACUGUAUCACAACACUUUAUAAGACAAUAAUUAUUGAUUACCUGCAUGAAAGAGAAUUUUGGAAUUCACAGCUUGAUAUUUGAUGGCCUUUUAUAAUUAAUUCUGAUUUUUUUUUUUUCAAAGUGAUUUUUCUUAAUCCUGUGAACUUCAGUGAAAGAAUGAACUGACCGAGGAUCAAGAUCAAGUGUGUAACAAAAUGUCUUGUUACCGAGGGGGAAGAUACGCUCAGACACCACUUGCAGAAUGGAGUUUUCCUUGUUCUAAUGGCAACUCUGCCUCCGAGGGCAGAAACAAAUGUGAUUUGGUUAAGUUUAGGCAAGAAGUGAGACACUAAGUAUGUAAUUCCACGUAAUAAAAGGUUAUGGGUUGGGUUAAGUUUAAGUAAGAAAUAUGAUUGGUUCGGAACCAAAAAGAUCUCCACUGAGCGUUAAUUCUGUCCAGAAAACGGUUGCCAAAUAGCCACUACCUACUGUAUCUGGGAUAGACUGUCACCACUUCCCCAAACAAUACUAUACCUUCCAGGGUCAUAUUCACCAUUAGGCCCCCAAUACACUGAAACAGGGAGGGAAUACCUGGAAUUGUCCAAUAAGACUUUAAUAAGAACUUUUUUGCUACAUUUUGAAACGGUGUGCACUAAUGAAUACGACCCUGGAGACUGAUCAGAUGUGGUAACUACAUUAUGUUUCUGGGUCAGUUUGACUUUGUACAGAUGAUGUUGUUGAUCUUAACACCAUUAAAUUAUGGCACUAAA